AUGCCUCAGCCCACCAAAGGCUCCGGGAGUGAGGGCACCUCCACCGACUUCUUCUGCUGGCUGGAGGCCGUUAGCGCCCCGAUGGUCAUGCUCCUGCGGGUGGCCAUGGCCAACGGCCGGCCACGUCCUGGAGAGACCAUGAUAACUCUCAGCCCGGCUCUCCCCCUGACCGUGGCUCUCUGCACGUUGUCACUGUUGCCUGCUGGUCUUCGCAUUUACAUCAACCCCACCUGGCUCAUUGUGGAGGGUGAAGCUCCUCCUGAAGACCUGAAGCAGCCACCCGUUGAUGCGGAGAGCAUGACCACCGAAUGGGACAGCAGCAUCGACGUUCAGAGCCCCUACGGCUUGGUUAGGAUCAUGAUGGACGCUGUUAUUGAGGGUCUGAGGAAGCUGCCCUUUGUGGGAGAGAGCAUGGUCCCCAAACGGCACAGCAGCACUGGCCCCCGCAGCCCCCAGAGCUGGGUCAGGCUCAGGAAGGACGUCGCUCCUGUGGGCCCGAAGGAACUGCCCGUUGUCGCCAAGAGCGUGGCCUCUGACCCGCCCUACCCUCUGGGCCAGCUUUGGGACUCCCUUGCCCAGGCGGACAGGACCCAGCUGUGUUGCAGGGCCUUGCAAAGCCUGUGGCUGUGCUUCCUGUCUUGGGUUGCACUUCGCCUCUGGAGAAAUGGGAACAGACCCCAGGGACAGGGAAAGGAACGGCCGGCCUCAUCUUCUGUGGGAACAGACUGCUCGGAGGAGGGCACCUUCAGCUCUGAUGAAGCCGUCCACCAGCUGGAGGCCAAAAUCACCCCGCUGGCCAGGUGCACCAGGCUUGUCUACCGCCUCCGCCUGAAAGUGUUCCCGCACCAGCACUCCGAGAAGAAGGCGGAAGGCGAGGCAAGCGGAGGAGAGCCUUCUCCAGCUCCCUGUGCACCUCCACCUAGGGCGUGCUCUCGGCGGAUUGGCAAGAGGAGAUGCAGGGGUGCAAGUGAGUGCCGGCGUCCUUGCAGGGUGGGACUUGAGGCGGGAGAGAACAGGCACCCGUGGCCGUGAGGGGCUCCACAGGUGCCCGCAUCCCAGGAGGAGGGGCCCACAUCCUAGCAGGGUGCCCACUUCCCUCUGAGGUUCCCG
This is a messenger RNA of Phalacrocorax carbo (great cormorant), 1110 nucleotides long. NCBI's taxonomy places the organism in Eukaryota, Metazoa, Chordata, Aves, Suliformes, Phalacrocoracidae. The record is from RefSeq and is a predicted model, not a curated record.